GGCAUUUCAUUUCUCAUAUCACUCCAAUUUUCCCGCCUUUGUCUCCAUUUUCCCGCUCUCCCGAACCCUACCUCGCCGGAGAACCCAUGGUUCAGAAACAGCCACCUUCCGCCGAUCCUGUCGUCGAGUCUAAGAAGCGUCGUCGCGUCGGAUUCUCCCCUGCCGACGCUGGUGUGGAGGCCAAUGAGUGCAUCAAAAUUUAUCUCGCUUCCAGCAAAGAGGAAGUGGGUUCCCCUGAAAUUAGCUGCCUGAACCCUGUUGACUUGAAUAGUUUCUUUGAUGAAGAAGGCAAGAUAUAUGGUUACCAAGGCUUGAAGAUAAAUGUAUGGAUCAAUAGCAUCUCAUUUUGUGCAUAUGCUGAUAUCACAUACCAGAGCGCAUCCAAUGGAGCCAAAGGCGUUACAGACCUCAAAUCCGCUCUGCAGAAAAUAUUUGGCGAGACUCUUGUUGAUAGUAAAGAUGAGUUUCUGCAAACCUUUUCAACAGAGAGAGAUUUUAUGAGAAAAAUUGUCUCGAGAGGAGAGAUAUUGCAACUGAAAGCAAUAAAUGGAAGUACUGAUCGUUUGAACAAUAUUUCUGGAGUGCCUCCUUCUGAUCUUGAGGUUGUCCGGAUGUCAAUUGACUCGUCAAAUGCUGGACUACUUUAUAGCCGACUUGUACCCCUUGUUCUUCUUUUCAUUGAUGGCAGCAGCCCGAUUGAUGUCACUGAUCCUGACUGGCAGUUGUAUCUCUUAAUUCACAAGAAAGAGGAAAAGGAGGAGUGUUUGUAUCGACUUGUAGGCUUUUCGGCUGUUUAUAGAUUUUACCGUUAUCCUGACAGGUCAAGGAUGCGACUCAGCCAAAUCUUGGUGUUGCCGACCUGUCAACAAAAAGGAUAUGGUAGCUUCCUCGUGGAGGCAGUGAACAAUGUAGCGGUUGCAGAAAACUUUUAUGACCUGACAGUGGAAGAGCCAUCUGAAAACUUCCAACAUAUACGCACUUGCAUUGACAUAAACCGUCUGAUUGGUUUUGAUCCAAUCAAACCAGCCAUUGAUUCGGCCGUCCAAACGCUAACACAGGGAAAGAUCUCGAAGAAAGCCCAAGUCCCACGGUUCAUCCCGCCUCCGAGUGCGAUAGAGAAAGUCCGGGAAAGCCUGAAGAUAAACAAGAAACAGUUCCUCAAUUGCUGGGAGAUUCUGAUAUAUCUUGCUCUGGACCCAAUAGACAAGUACAUGGAGGAUUACACCAUGAUCAUCGCCAACCAUGUGAGGGCGGAUGUGCUUGGAAAAGAUUUGGAAACUCCAGGGAAACAAGUGGUAGAUGUUACUAGCUCGUACGACCCCGAAUCAUCAUUUGUCAUGUUCAAGUCACUCGGCGGUGGAGGGGAAACCGGUAGUAAUAUUCAGACAGAGAAGAACCAAACCGAUCAAGAACAGCAACUGAAGGAAUUGGUAGAGGAAAGGAUCAGAGAGAUCAAGCUGGUCGCAGAGAAAGUGUCUCCGAGGUAAUCAAAACAGUGUCUAAGGUUUGACCAAAAGCUUUUGUAAUGGAUUAGACCAGAAUCUCUGACCUUUCAUUAAGUAUAUUUUAGUCUGUAUUAGUUUGUCGGAAGCGGACAAUUCAUCGAGUUGUAGAGCUUCUUCUUCGGUGCUUUUAACAGCUUGUUCAUGUUCUGCGGAUCGAUCACUUCCAAUUUUCUAUC
Molecule: messenger RNA, 1681 nt
Organism: Tarenaya hassleriana
Lineage: Eukaryota; Viridiplantae; Streptophyta; Magnoliopsida; Brassicales; Cleomaceae
Product: histone acetyltransferase type B catalytic subunit
Exons: 10
Coding region: 87-1487 (466 amino acids)
Biological process (GO): subtelomeric heterochromatin formation
Cellular component (GO): nucleus
Molecular function (GO): histone H4 acetyltransferase activity
Source: RefSeq, a predicted model, not a curated record